Scatophagus argus is the source of this 3130-nucleotide messenger RNA. It is a transcript of the gene pcdh8.1, whose product is annotated as protocadherin 8. The record is from RefSeq and is a predicted model, not a curated record. The coding region runs from base 70 to 2979 and encodes 969 amino acids. Gene Ontology annotation, biological process: homophilic cell-cell adhesion. The transcript has 4 exons. Gene Ontology annotation, cellular component: plasma membrane. Lineage: Eukaryota; Metazoa; Chordata; Actinopteri; Scatophagidae. Gene Ontology annotation, molecular function: calcium ion binding.
CACAGCACAAGUGGUGGACUGCUCGCAUCAUUAAUGACUUUUCUGAGCAGCAUUCUGUAACCUCUCAACAUGGGAUUUUGCAGCGUUGCAGGACUUGGACUGUGCAUGGUGCUUGCAUUAUUUUACACUGUUCAGUGUACAACUACAAGGUAUUUCACCUAUGAAGAGGAUGCACCCGGGACGGAGAUAGGGAAUUUGUCCCGAGAUUUAAAGAUUGAUCCAACUGAUGAUCCGGACACCUCGUUCCGCUUCAUGCAGGAAAACAACUCUUCUGUGAUUCAAAUGAGGGAGAAUGACGGACUUCUGAGUGUUGCAGAGAUAAUUGACCGAGAGCAGCUCUGCCCCAGGUCUCCGCGUUGCUUCAUCACCUUCGACAUCGUGGCCCUCUCUAAAGAAAAGUUUCAGCUCAUCCAUGUGGAGAUCGAGGUAAAAGACAUCAACGACCACUCUCCUCACUUCCCGCGCAACGAGACGAGCCUGGAGAUAGUGGAAAAUGUUCCCUUGGACUCAAGAUUCCCACUGCAGAUUGCUCUCGACCAGGAUGUGGGCGAAAAUUACAUUCAGAGCUACAACAUUUCCGCCUCCAGUCAUUUUGCCAUUGAAGUGCGCGAUCGGGAGGAUGGAGUGAAGUUUGCUGAGCUGGUGCUGGUGAGGGAGCUCGACAGGGAGGUGGAGGACUCCUACACGAUCGAAGUCACUGCAACUGACGGCGGUGUGCAUGCAAAGUCCGGGUCGAUGAUUGUAAACAUCAAAGUGCUGGAUUUUAACGACAACAGUCCGACGUUUGAACACAGCUCGCUGAAAGUUGAGCUGAAUGAAGACUCCCCGGUUGGUCACCGAGUUCUCAAAGUGCACGCCUUUGACCCGGACGACGGAGUUAACGGCGAAGUAACGUACGCGUUUGCUGAGGGGUUAUCGCCAGAUGUUGGCCGCCUUUUCCACAUCGAUCCUUACUCUGGGGACGUUUCCUUGAAAGCGCCGGUUGAUUUUGAGAAAAGGAGGUCAUACGAGCUGAACAUCAAAGCCUUCGAUAUGGGUGCCAACUCUGUUCCGUCUAGUUGCAAAGUUGUGAUCGACGUCGUGGACGUGAAUGACAAUGCACCUGAAAUCAGCAUCAAACCGAUGACUUCCAGCAGCGAUGGGGUCGCGUACAUCACAGAAGCUGCAGCUGCAGAAAGUUUUGUGGCUCUGAUCAGCACCACGGACAGAGACUCGGGCUCCAACGGGUACGUGCGCACCAGCCUGCUCGGGCACGAGCAUUUCACUCUCCAGCAGGCCUAUGGGGACUCUUUCAUGAUUGUAACCAGCACUACUUUAGACAGAGAGAAGAUCCCAGAGUAUAACCUGACCGUGGUUGCGGAGGACCUCGGAAACCCACCCUUCAAAACAGUCAGACAGUAUACCAUCCGUGUCACAGAUGAGAAUGACAACCCUCCUCUCUUCAGCAAGUCACUUUAUGAAGUUUCAGUCCUUGAGAAUAAUAUUCCAGGUUCAUAUAUAACCACUGUUGUUGCUCGAGAUCCUGAUGUGGGGAAGAAUGCCAAAGUCUCUUACAAAGUCAUAGAUUCAGAGGUGCCAGGAGGAUCUCCGGUGUCCACUUAUGUUUCUGUGGACUCACACUCAGGGUCUUUGUACACUCUGAGGUCUUUUGAUCACGAGACCCUUCAGGAGAUUGAGUUGGUCAUCCAAGCUGAAGACAGAGGUUCCCCCUCUCUUUCAAGCAGUUCAACAAUCAGGAUUAGGAUUGUGGAUCAGAACGACAAUUAUCCAUACUUCACCUUCCCUGUCCUUCUGAAUGACUCCGCUGAUAUCCCUCUGCCUUUCAAUGCACCUGCUGGCUAUCUUGCCCUUCGCGUCUCAGCUGAAGACGAGGACGAGGGAGUGAACGGCGAGCUCUUCUACCAAAUUGUACAAGGUGACACAAAGCUAUUCACAAUGAACAAAGACACGGGAGAGAUUGCUUUAAAACAAUGGCUGACAGCUGAAAUUGGCGAUGUGCUGGAAAUGAAAAUCGCCGUGAGUGACAAUGGCAGGUCCCCUCUCUCUAGCACUGCCACUAUUAGGUUUGUCAUCUCUGAUACAGAGCCCUCUGAAGACCAAGUCGUCAUUGUGUUGCGGUCAAGUGAUGAAGACGCCCUCAGCUUGGAUGGCUCACUAAUUGUCAUUAUUAUGCUCGGCGGGGGUUGUGGGUUGUUGUUGAUUGCAAUAGUGGUGGUUGUUGUCACAUGCAAACUCAGUCGUGGUGGCAGAAACCGUGGCUCCAAGAGAGAAGUGUGUCACAGCCUGUUUGAUGGCAGGCCCAUGCCCAUCCUCGGCUCAGCAGAGCCAAACAUAUACACCGGCCAGCAAAGCUUCUUCCACGAGAGAACCUCUUCCUCUCUGGAUGAUUCCUGCCUGUAUGAAGAGAGAAGUGGGGACUCGGAGGCAAAGAUGUUCCUGCCCUCCAAGCAUUUCCAAGCAACAUCUGUGUGGCAAGGUGACAAAUACUGCUUGCAAGUGAGUGGCAUUGGCAACACUGACCAGCUGAGCGUGAAGGACAGCGGCAAAGGGGACAGUGACUUUAACGACAGUGACUCUGAUAUCAGUGGCGACGGAGGCAAGAAGAACUUCAUUACCUUUCAGCCGAGGCUCAAAAGUUCAUCCAGCGCUGCUAAGAACUUCACUGGGGACUGUCAAAGCUCUUACUGUGCAGUACCACCACAGGGCUUCAGAGCCCCGAGAGAUAAUGCACCCACAAUAGGCUUCUCCCCUGCACCGAUCUUUAGCAAUCCUCAUGGGUAUCCCCUGUCUUGGAAGGAUUCUGGUUAUGGCACAAAUUGGCCAAAAUCAAGGAGCAGCAUGCAGACCUUCUCCAGGACUGGGACCCUCCCUUCUUACUUUCCCACACAACAGCGCGAUGCUGGUGGUGCUGAAUUACACAAACAGGGUCCAAAUAUUGUAACUGUGGCUACGGCAUUAGAGGUUGCAACUAUCUUUUAAAAACUGUGCUGAUGAGGUAUUUGGGAUGUUCCAGGAAGAUGUAAACAUUUGUAAAACUGGCUACUUCGAGAUGUGUUGUACAUAUUUUUGUUAAAAAAAGGAAUUGUUAAUAUAAAAUCUAUAUUAUGUUUAUUCAUGUUAUAUGUAUACU